This is a messenger RNA of Anopheles coustani, 4152 nucleotides long. RefSeq lists its product as uncharacterized. Gene Ontology annotation, biological process: defense response; superoxide anion generation. The coding region runs from base 1 to 4152 and encodes 1383 amino acids. Lineage: Eukaryota; Metazoa; Arthropoda; Insecta; Diptera; Culicidae. Gene Ontology annotation, cellular component: plasma membrane; NADPH oxidase complex. The record is from RefSeq and is a predicted model, not a curated record. The transcript is spliced from 15 exons. Gene Ontology annotation, molecular function: calcium ion binding; superoxide-generating NAD(P)H oxidase activity.
AUGGAAGGGCACCUACCGCACGCGCCCGACCGGCCCACUUCCCCGCCGCUCACCGCCAACGAAAGCGAAAGUGAUCCACCGACGGCACCGUCGGCGCCGGGUGGCGGUGGUUCCCGAUCGCCGUCGCCGUUGGCCGGGCACAAGCAGCCCAAGAAAGUGUCCUUUUCCGACGAAUUGCCCCAGGGCAGCGGGGAGAAAGGUGCCCCCGCGGUGGCCGAAAGUGAAAGUGCUCGCUCGCAGGAGGAGAAUCCGUUCGUGUUCGUGCUGCGCCAGAACAACAGCUAUCUGGAGAAUAUGCACAGUUCUGCGCAGUCGCCGACGACCGACGGUGGGACCGUUUUUCCCAACACGCGCCGCAGCUCGCUGCACUCGAACGAAAGUGAAACCAACUCGUCCAGCAGCGGCGCGAGCACGGCGACGGCGAGCAGCAACGCCGCGAAGCCGGCGGACGUAGUGAAGAGUGAACCGAAACCGUUCGAUCCGAUCGCGGCCGGGCUGGUCAAUGGGUUGGGUGAGAGCGGACAACCGCCCACCAACGGGACGCCCUCAGGAGAACCACGGAAACCGUCCGUUAGCGCCAUGGAGCUGGAGGUGCGCCGAGAUAAACGGCGCUGGCUGAUGAUCUCCGAGCUGAGCGCAAUCCUCGGCGAAGACAAGCAUUCGAUCGAUGGCUUCAAGCGCAUCUUCAGAGAGCAGACAUUUCUGCAGACGCUAUUCCGGCUGUUUGACAUGGACAACGAGAACUUCCUGGUGCAGGACAAAUGGAUCGAACACCUCAAAGGCCGCCUCACCGAUGAGAAGCAAAUUGAUUUCGCCGAGCAGCUCGAAUCGGUCGCGUACGUACUUUGCGGCGACGGAACGGUAACCUACGACAAGUUCUCCCAAAUAUGGCAUGCCAAAGGGAUUCUAGAUAAGCUCUAUCGAUUAAUCGACAUCGACUCGACCAACCAGAUUUCGACCAAUCAAAUCAUGGAGUUCAUCUCAAACCUCACCAACUCACGCCCACGGACCGGCUUCGACAAAUCGUCCCUCGAGCGGCUGGAGCAACUGUUCAUCAAGACGGUCGGCAACGAGAAGGAGAUUCGCCGAGAGGAGUUUAAGAAAAUUGUUACCUCCAAAAACCCAUUUUUCACCGAACGAGUGUUUCAAAUCUUCGACAAGGACAACUCGGGCUCCAUUUCCCUGCAGGAAUUCAUCGAUGCCAUUCAUCAGUUCGCCGGUCAAUCGCCAGAGGACAAAAUUAAAUUCCUCUUCAAAGUGUAUGAUUUGGACGGCGACGGACUGAUUCAACACCGCGAGCUGCAGCACGUGAUGCGGGCGUGCAUGGAGGAGAACGGAAUGCGCUUCUCGGAGGAUCAGAUCGAGGACCUCACUAUGGCGAUGUUUGAGGAUGCAGACAAGUUUAAUCGCGGUGCCAUCACGUACGAGGCGUUGAAGAGUCAACUCGAGAAGCACGGUGGCCUGCUGGAGAACUUAAGUAUCAGCAUUGACCGAUGGCUGGUUCCGCUGCCACAGGAGGACGCGAAGAAAAAGCGAAAGAAAAAGCCACUGCCACACCAGCUGACGGCGCCGUACAUUAAGAACAACUACGUGUAUCUAUCCUUCCUGACAAUCUUCACGAUCAUCAACGUCGGGUUGUUUGUGUCGCGUGCCAUCCAGUAUCGCCAGAGCAACGGGUUCGUCAUACUGGCACGUGCUUGUGGACAGUGCUUAAAUUUUAAUUGUGCCUUCAUCCUGGUGCUCAUGUUGCGCCAGUGCAUAACCUUUCUCCGAACGCGUGGCUUUACCGCCUUUCUGCCCCUCGACCAGCACAUCUAUCUGCACAAGCUGACCGGCGUGCUGGUGGCCUGCUUCAGCCUCGUCCACACCAUCAUGCACCUGUUCAACUUCACCACGAUCGUCGUGAACGAUCCGGUGCUCAAUGCCAACAACUACACUACGGCCGAGUGGCUGUUCACGGCAAGGCCCGGUCUGUUCGGCCUGAUCGGUGGUUGCGCCAAUCCGACCGGUGUCGUCCUGGUGGUGAUCCUGCUGAUCAUGUUCGUCUGCUCGCAGCCGUUCGUGCGACGCGGUGGUAGCUUCGAAGUUUUCUACUGGACGCAUCUCCUGUACGUGCCGUUCUGGAUACUGGUUCUGUUUCAUGGCCCAAACUUUUGGAAGUGGUUCAUCGUGCCGGGGUUGAUUUAUCUGGUUGAACGUACGAUAAGAUUAGUCUGGAUGCGCACCGAGCACGGCAAGACGUACAUCUCGUCCGGAUUAUUGCUCCCUUCCAAGGUAACUCACCUGGUUAUCAAGCGUCCACUACACUUUUGCUUCCGGCCUGGCGAUUAUGUGUUCGUCAACAUUCCGGCGAUCGCGCAGUACGAGUGGCACCCGUUCACGCUGAGCAGCGCACCGGAACAGGAGGACUACAUCUGGCUGCACAUACGCGGCGUUGGCGAAUGGACGAACCGACUGCACAAUUUCUUCGAGCGCGAACAAGAGCGGCUUCACAACGGCGAAAUUCCGGCCAUCGUUGCCGGCACAUCCGGAGGUGGUUCGCAACCAAUGGCUGCCAUCACUUCGGGCGCCUCGGUUGAGUUGACCCAGGAGAAGAUGAAGCCAUUGACAACCGGUGGAACGAUACCGGCUCACGGUGCGAUCCACAAGAGUUCCAGCUUCGAGUCGGCACUGAACAAGCCGAAAACCGUCAUUGCCGCUGGCAACACCCGAAACGAUCCAACAUCGCCGGCCGGCAUCAUGAAGGCACGGCAUCCACCGGGCACCUCGAAGCUGGCCAUGGAAGGGUACAGUGCACCAGGUCCGGCAGCUACGGCGCAACCCAAGAUCGACCGGCAGAUGUCGGAAAAUCGUGCCUUCAAGAAGAUACAGGCAACGCUCCAGCGAACUUUCUCACGACGCGAUCAACUCAUACCGAAGUCCGCGGUGGGACCCGGUGUAGGAGGCAUUUCGAACGAAGGAUUCACCGGAGAUGGGGUGGAUGGAGUGGACGGUGGCCAUGGGUCCGAACUGAAGGAUGCGAAGCGUAAGGUAACACCCGAACAGAGCCUUCACAAGCUGAUCUUUCAGCAGAAGGUUCCACUGGAAAAGUCACUAUCCAUGCCGGAUAUGCAGAACAAGUUUAAAAAGCGUGAACGGAUGAUGGUUCUUCGCGAAUAUAUGCGCUCUGAAUCCGAGCGAUCGUUCGAUGAAGUGCAGAUCCGCAAGGCACGCCUACAGUCACUCGGGUUGGCAUACCUGAGCCCGCAGAACAAAUCGCUCGCCCAGAGCUUCCGCUACAUGCGCAAUAAGCCCACAAUCAUCGCGUUCAAGACACCAAGCCUCGAGAACUGUGAACCGCGAGACUCUACCAACUCGAUCGUCGUAUCGCCCGGGGUCUUCACACAGAAGGACGCCGAAGAGGGUCGCACCGUCGGGGUACCAACGGGCACCAGCAGUUCCAUUGUGGCAAUAGGAACAGUCACACCUUCGGCAUCAAUCUCAUCGCCUUCGGGUGAUGGUUCGCGACCCGUGAACUAUCCCGUCGGGAAGCCACUGGAGAUCUACAUUGACGGACCUUAUGGGGCACCCUCGAGUCACAUCUUCCAAGCACAGCACGCGGUCCUCAUUGCGACCGGUAUCGGUGUAACGCCGUUCGCCUCGAUCCUGCAGUCCAUCAUGCACCGGUACUGGAAGGCCCGACACUGUUGCCCACGUUGUUCGUUCGAGUGGUCCAGCGAAAUCCCACCGACGAUUAUGAACCUACGCAAGGUGGAUUUCUUCUGGAUCAACCGAGAUCAGCGCUCUUUCGAGUGGUUCGUAAAUCUGCUGUCGCAGCUUGAGAUCGAACAGGCAGAACUGGGCGGCGCCAUGGAACGCUUCCUCGAAAUGCACAUGUACAUCACCAGUGCGCUGCAGAAAACGGACAUGAAAGCAGUCGGGCUGCAGCUGGCACUCGAUCUGCUGCAUGAGAAGGAAAAGCGCGAUCUUAUCACGGGACUCAAAACGCGCACUAACGCCGGACGCCCGAACUGGGAUAAAGUAUUCAAGCAGAUACAGGAUCAGAAAAAGGGCAAGGUGACGGUGUUCUAUUGUGGACCGCCGCAGCUCGCCAAAACCCUCCGGUACAAGUGCGAUCAGUUUGGGUUUCAGUUCCGCAAGGAGGUGUUCUAG